ACGUCUCAUGUCCCUCUUUCACUGCUAACAAUGAUCGUUUUAAGAAUACACAGGUAAGUACGUCAACGAACGGCGUCCCCGCCCCUCGCUGGCGACACCGGAAGUGUAGCUGUUGUUGUCACACUGGGAUAAAAUGGCUGCUGUUCCGACUUUUCAUCAAUGAAUACACAAGUGUUCUUUUUCAUUUGCUAUUCUUUCACUGGGGUAUCUUUCCACCAUAAUGCAGUGUGACAGGGUGUGAAUGGUCUCUCCGGGAAGGCGACACUGGGGCAGAAAGGACAGCAUCGUCUCUCAUCUGGCGGUGGACGGUGAAAAUGCAACAAGGUUUGGAGUAUGCACUGGACCGAGCAGAGUACAUUGUCGAAAGUGCUCGCCAGCGACCUGCAAAAAGGAGGCUGUCUUCAGGUGGAAGAAAAAGUUUGUAUCAGAAGCUCUAUGAGCUGUACAUUGAAGAAUGUGAGAAAGAACCAGAGUUAAAGACUUUAAGAAGAAAUGUGAAUCUGUUGGAAAAGCUGGUGUCUCAGGAAUCAGUGUCAUGCCUCGUGGUAAACCUGUACCCUGGAAAUGAGGGCUACUCAUUAAUGCUCAGGGGCAAAAAUGGAUCAGAUUCUGAAACCGUCCGCCUGCCAUAUGAAGAAGGCGAACUGCUUGAGUACUUGGAUGCAGAGGAGUUGCCUCCAAUUCUGGUGGAUUUGUUGGAGAAAUCGCAGGUGAACAUCUUCCACUGUGGCUGUGUGAUCGUUGAAGUGCGAGACUUCAGACAGUCGAUUAAUGCUAAGAUGCCUUCCUAUCAAAGCAGACAUGUUCUUUUGAGGCCCACAAUGCAGACUCUGAUUUGUGACGUCCAUGCAAUGACCAGUGAGCAUCACAAGUGGACACAGGAUGACAAAUUGCAACUGGAGAGUCAGUUGAUAUUGGCGACAGCUGAACCUCUGUGUCUGGACCCGUCCAUUUCUGUGACCUGCACGGCCAACCGUCUGUUUUACAACAAGCAGAAACUAAACACUCGUUCAAUGAAACGGUGUUACAAAAGGCACUCUCGAGCCGCCCUGAACAGACAACAGGAGUUGUCUUACCUUCCUGUGCCCCCACAGCUACGCCUUUAUGACUACCUACAGAAGAAGAAGGAGAGAAGACCUGCUCCAAGCAUUGACUUGAAGAUAUCAAAAAUUGGAAAUUGUGUUGACAUGUGGAGGCAAAACAACAACUGCCAGCUCAGCGUUCCUAAAGAAAUCGAUGUGGAGAAGUACGCUGUUGUGGAGAAGUCUCUGCUGUUGGAAGACUCUCAGCCCACAACUGUCAUUUGGCCUGCUGAGGAAGUCAUUGAUGACUACACUUUUGAGUGUGAAGUGAGAGGCCAAGUCCAAAGGACUAAGGUAUCCAUCUUUCAGUCAAUUGGUGAUCCACUGGUUUAUGGAAAGAUCUACUGUGCUAAAGAGCCAAAGGCAGAGGAUGAUGUUACAGACCUUAAGCUCGUACAUCCUCCGUUCCUUAUAGGAUCAAAGAUUGAUGCUGAGCGUUUUCUAGCUCAUUACCAAAAAGUGUGUGAGACAGAGGGAAACUGUGAGGUGAAAAUGUCCCAUAAUGUUGGACAAGGUCCCCUUUCUCCUAACAAAGAUGAGACUGAUGGAACGUCUUUACUGACGCAGACAUCGGUUCUGGGAAAAGGGGUAAAGCACCGGCCGCCUCCAAUCAAACUGCCACCAGGAUCUGGCAGCAGCUCCUCCUCAGGUAAUUCAUUUAGCUCCCAAACAUCCUGUGUUCCGCUCAAAGGUCCUACACCCCCUCCAGCCAAAAGCCAGUCUCUUAACAGGAAACACUCUAUUGAACUAGGGCAGAUGGGCAUGCUGUCGCCUGCCUCCCUCUCACCGAUUGGCACCGCACAAAGAUCGGGAACACCCAAGCCAUCCACCCCCACACCGAGCAACACACCAUGCUCAACACCACACCCAUCCGAUGUGCUAACCGCCCCCCUCCCUGUGACCCCAACCCCCUCAGACGGUGCAGUGGUUCAGGGUCAGUCACAGACCACCCUGCUCACCAAUUUUCCCCAGCAGCAACUGUCUUUGAGUCAACCUUUGCCUGUCAUGACCAUCCCCUUGCCCACCAUGGGGACCUCCAUCACCACAGGAGCCACGUCAUCACAGGUCAUGACGAACCCUGCUGGACUAAAUUUCAUCAAUGUGGUCAGCUCUGUCUGCAGUCCUCAGACAUUAAUGAGCAGCUCCAACCAAAUGCUGGGUCCUGGCCUUAAUUUAAGUGGAAUACUGCCAUCUGGGGGGCUGAUGCCCAGCAUGCAGUCAGCUACACCAACAGGAGGCCACUUUGGUCUGAACAGCAGUGCUGGCUUAAGACAACUGAACCUUUUGCAGCUCCCCACUGGCCCUCUCAUCUUUAACCCUCUGCAGCAGCAGCAGGUGUCUCAGUUCUCCCCACAGCAGAGUCAGUCGGCCACCUCCAGUCCUCAGCAGCAGGGGGAGACGGGGGAUCAAGGCAGUGAUCAAAAUUUGGGAAGUCAACAGACAGCAGUCAUCAAUCUGGGUGUAGGAGGGUUUAUGUCGCCGCAGACAGGUAUGGUCCUCCUUCACACCAACAGUCAAUGGUCUGUCUUGCCUUAAUUCCUGCAAGACUAAUCAUUACCAGUGCCAUAUGUGAGGUAAUGCAACAUGUUGUCCAAUGUUUCCUUAGUCAGCAGAGCUUUUUAUAGUAUAGUCCCAGUUUCACGUAAUAUCUCUGCAAUAAGGUUCCUUUUCCUUUGUUUAAUUUCUGCCUUAUUAUUUCUUCCCUUUUCGUCUUGCGCUCCUAUCAUUCCUUACCCUGCCAUUUUCCUGCAAACAUCCUGUCUGACACCUCCCUCCUCUUUUCACUUAUUCUUGCCCCUUUUUUUUGCUGUGUGUGCAUUGUAUUAUGCUUCUUUUGUUCCUUUUUCUGCUUCUCUUACUUUUGCUGUCCCACUACCCUUCUGGGUCUCCCUCCUACUCCCCUAGUGCUGUCCCAGUUGGGCUGUGGGUUGGACGGCUCUGGGCCCCAGCUGCCUUCUCCAAGGCUUCACCAGCAGCACCAGCCACAGAUCCAAGUAAUGCUGCAACUUUAACUUACAUGUUCACAUAUCUGUAGGAGACAUCUGUCUUCGGAGAUAUAGUGUGUUUUAAGGCAAGUCAAUGGACCAGAGUUGCAAUGCAUACGUGCCAGUUGAGGUGCCCAAUACAACCUUUUGAAAAUGUGUUAUGUUGAAUUUCAACCCCGACUUGACCAGACAUACUGCAAUUUGUGGCCAUACAUCUAUUCACAUAUUAUCAGUGAAAAAUGAAAUCAUGUGGUCAACAGAAGCACAUGUGUCCAACUCAUAUUUAUCCACGCAGAUGGGUGAUGAGUGUUUGUUCAUGAAUCGGAUGUCAAGAGGUGCUUGCUAACUGGGUGGAUUGCCAGCACAAAAAAAUAUUGAAAGUCUAUUCAACUCAUAGUUCAUUCCUAUUCACUGCAUUUUAUGAUGAAUGCAAAAUGUUUCUGCUCAUAUUGUCAUACAAACAGUUGUGUGCUUUAUGGUCUGAUCAUUCAUCCGCCACGUAGAGCACUGUUCCUUCACUGGCCAUCUUUUUGUCUGUUGAACAUUUACACUUUCUUUUCUGGAUGGUUUGUUUGGUUGUUAUGAUAUGCUCCAGCAACCCAGUCGCUGACGCUUGAGACACUUGCAGUGCCAUUGACUAACAUUGACUUUGUGGACCUGAGGUGGGGGGCGAGCACUGAAAUGAUUGUGUGGGGUGGGGUUUAUUCACUGGACACAGGUGUGUUGCUUUCAACGCAUGAAGGUGUGAGGAUUUGCCAGCCAGUCACUGGUGUACUGAAAACACGAUGGCUCGGCUGCAUGCCUUUUGUUGCUCACAGCUGGUGGUUUUCAAAAUCAGUGCUGCUCAACUGCAUCCUCCAUCCAUUCAUCACUCCCACAUCCUCAACACCCCUCCUCUGUGACCCAUUAACCGCUCUUUCCAAUCACUCACAUUAGUGUAUCUUCACUAACUGCUGUUUUUUUUCUUUCCGAUUUGCUGCAAAGCAUUAUGUUGGAAUGCAUUCUUCUUAAGUGCUGAUCGUCUGCCUUUUCUUGACUCGGCAGUUGCAAUUCUUGCAGCACCAAAUGCAGCAGCAGCAGCAGCAAAUGGCUAUGGGAGCGGCGGGUCCACAGGAGGGAGCGCCCCUACAUCUUACCGCCAACCUACCAAGAAGUAGAAGGAAAAGAAGCUUGCCGCAGCCGCUCCCAAAGUUGUG
Molecule: messenger RNA, 4263 nt
Organism: Synchiropus splendidus (mandarinfish)
Lineage: Eukaryota; Metazoa; Chordata; Actinopteri; Syngnathiformes; Callionymidae
Gene: supt20h
Product: SPT20 homolog, SAGA complex component
Exons: 22
Coding region: 315-2618 (767 amino acids)
Biological process (GO): regulation of transcription by RNA polymerase II
Cellular component (GO): SAGA complex
Molecular function (GO): transcription coregulator activity
Source: RefSeq, a predicted model, not a curated record